GUCUCCGCAGGGCCCCGCAGGACAUCAGUCUGGAAGAGUUUGAUGACGAGGAUUUGUCCGAAAUCACCGACGAUUGUGGCAUUGGCCUGAACUACGACUCUGACCAUUAUGAGAAGGACUGCCUGGUGCUGGAGCGAUGCGAACAGCCCCACCCCAUCUGCUCCUUCCAGGAUGACUUCCAGGAGUUUGAGAUGAUUGAUGACAAUGAGGAAGAUGAAGAGGAAGAGGAGGAGGAGGAGGAGGAAGGGACCAUGCUGGAGAAGGGGCCUCCCUCCCCGUCUGUCUCUCCAAUACCUUCACCCACCCUGGGGGAGACCCAGAAGCACCGGCCCACGACUCUCCACCUGACCGCCACUGGCACGCAGGACUCCCUGAACAACAACAGCAGCAGCUGCAACCCGGCCGCCGGUCCCCAGAGAGCCACCUGGCAGGAGACGCUGCGCCUGGCCUCGCCCUCGUCCUCCUCCUCUUCUGCGGCCCACGCGGAACGCUCCUCUCCCUCGCACCCGUGUCUCCAGGAUAGGCCCUGCUUGGACGUUCAGAGCAGCAAAGGCCCGGAUCCUGCACAGCCUCCUUGCAAGCCCAGUGUUUACGACGCGGAAGGCAACAGCCGCAACUUUCAGGGGGGGCCGCCGCCUGCCCGCCACGGAGAAGACUACAACAAGAAUAUCGUCUCCUCCGUGUUGUCGCAUUCACGACCUCCUUCGGCGCCCCCCAGCCAGGCAUCCACCAAGCCCCAAGAUGUGGCUAGGGGCCCAGAGGCCCACCUCCCGACCACCAGCCCCCACCGGUCAGCGGCCACAGACAGCUACUGCACCCGAUUCCAGAGAGAUGCGGCAGGCUGCAGGGAGCCGGAGGCGAGAGUCAGCAGCCCGGCUGGCUGUGCUGGAAGCAACGUGGGCCACAGAUCUCCCACUGCCCUGGGUGGCCAGGGCAGCCCCGUGCUGUCUGAGGAGGCGCUAGCAAAGGGCUACAGAGAUGCCAGGCCCGGAGGGGGCCGCCCACUAGGGGCUCCCACCAGCCCUGUCAGGGAGACAACGGAGCCGCUCAGCUCUGAAGGAGAGGGUGCUCAGGGAAGCCGGGCGUCCGCCAGUGUGCGGGGGCUGCCCUCUGCCUCAUCGGACAGCACGUCCCCCUCAUCGGAUCCUGGCAUAGAGGCAGAUCUCACCAGCCGCAACUCCAAGGGCUACCUGCCUUGCAGCCGGCACAGCGAGGAGCUCAGCUCCCCCGGCUCAGACUCGGACGUGGAGGGGGAAAUCGAGGCCGCCUUCGCCUGCGGCGGGAACCGCCUGUCCAGCAACAUGAUCUCCAGCAUCUCGGAAACUGAGCUGGACCUGAGCAGCAGCAGCAGCGGCCGCUCAUCUCACCUCACUAACUCCAUCGAGGAGGCCAGUUCUCCGGGGUCGGAGGCAGACCUGGAGGCGGACCUGGCCGCUCAGGUGGUGCUGGGCCUGAAGGACGCCCUUCUUCUUGACACCACAGGCAAGGACAACAGGACCGUGGACGUGCCGCCAGGAGAGAGCGUGCUGCAGAGGGACAGCCGGGCGCCACUCAGAAUUGAAGAAUUCUACGAAGACCCCUCCGCCCCUAUCGACCAGACGGACGUGCCACUCUCGAGCGCUCUGGAGCUGGAGAUCAACCCCGACCACAGCCUGGAGACCCUGCGCCAUUCCUUCUACUUGCCCGUCGGGCCCAAGCUCAUCCCCGAGGGGGAGGAGGAUGAAGGGAACAGCGAGUAUGAAUCAGACUCAGACUCCGAGUCAGAACCGGAUCUGAGCGAGGACUCGGACUCCCCCUGGCUCCUCAGCAACCUGGUGAACAAGAUGAUCUCGGAGGGCUCCUACCCCAUCAAGUGCGCAGAGGAGUGCUUCCCCGCAGCCCACUCCCUUUCAGACACCAUCUCUCCCGCCUCUGACCUGGAGCCGGAGAUCCCCAGUGAGGCCCUGAGCGAGGAGCAGCUUUGUCCCCGGCAAAGCAUCGAGCUGGUCGACAUGGAGACCCUCCGCUGCUCCCUCCAGAGCGCGGCAGAAGAGAAGACCACCGAAACCAGGCCUGUUGCUGAGCUGGAGCGUCUGUCGAGCGACACGGGGCCCUACCUGCUCAUGAGCAACCCCACCGAGGACACCAUCACCCCCGUCUUCCCUGGGCGGCUGCUCUCCGGCUGCUGCAAGGUGCCGGCCAAAGUCUUGCCUUCCAGAGAGGCCCCCUGCAAGGCUGAGCCGCCCACCCUGUCGGAGGACUGGGCGAUCGAGGGCGACCUGGAUUCAGGCAUCUUGGAGGACAAAGACAUGAUCGAUGACAUCCGGUUAGAGCGUCCCGACGGCCUGGAUGUCUCCACGGCCAAGACCAACCGCUGCUUCCGCUUGGCGUAUUCCCCCGAGGAAGACGAGGUCCCCUGCCUGGGCAGCCGGAAGGGCUCCCUGUCGGUGGAGGAGUUGCCCCUGCCCCCGCCUGCCGUGGCGCUGGACGACUCCCUGGCCUACGACUCCAUCAAGUACACCCUGGUGGUGGACGAGAACACGCAGCUGGAGCUGGUGAGCCUCAAGCGCUGCACCUCUCUGCUGAGCGACGACAGCGAGGAGUUGCGGGCCUGCGAGGGGGCCGACCUGGAGGACGCAGCCAGUGACUUUGAGGACGGGCUGGUGGUCCCCGGCGGGCGCAGCUGCUCCUCCUCAGAGGACUCCUCGCCAGAGGCAGACCUCCACUUCUCCAAGAAGUUCCUCAACGUCUUUGUCAACAGCACGUCCCGCUCCUCCAGUAAGUGCCACCUUGUCUGUCU
Messenger RNA from Sphaerodactylus townsendi, 2779 nucleotides. Its product is annotated as C-Jun-amino-terminal kinase-interacting protein 2-like. The transcript is spliced from 4 exons. The record is from RefSeq and is a predicted model, not a curated record. Lineage: Eukaryota; Metazoa; Chordata; Lepidosauria; Squamata; Sphaerodactylidae. Gene Ontology annotation, cellular component: cytoplasm. The annotation marks the transcript as partial. Gene Ontology annotation, biological process: regulation of JNK cascade.